Messenger RNA from Chelonia mydas (Green sea turtle), 5061 nucleotides. It is a transcript of the gene PIGO, whose product is annotated as phosphatidylinositol glycan anchor biosynthesis class O. Gene Ontology annotation, biological process: GPI anchor biosynthetic process. Gene Ontology annotation, cellular component: endoplasmic reticulum membrane. Gene Ontology annotation, molecular function: mannose-ethanolamine phosphotransferase activity. The coding region runs from base 118 to 3381 and encodes 1087 amino acids. The transcript has 11 exons. The record is from RefSeq and is a predicted model, not a curated record. Lineage: Eukaryota; Metazoa; Chordata; Testudines; Cheloniidae.
GGCGGCAGGCUGGGGGCUCGUUCCUUAGACGCGGAAGAUGCUCCAAAGCAGGCUGUCUGCGCGGAGGGCGGCAGGCACAGAGCCCUCCUGGCGUGGGGAUGGACGGGGGGACCUGGGAUGCAGAGGUGGCCGGUGCUGCUCUUCCUGGCCUGGGCCUGUUUCCUCUUCUUCUCCGGCAUCGGUCUCUUCACCAGCGGCUUCCUGCUCAUGAGGAUCGAGCUCACCAACCGCAGCUCCUGCUCGGACUCGCUGGCCGCCCCAGCCUGGGCCGGGCAGCAGGUCGCGCCCGGCACCUGCUGGAUGCCCCAGCGCGUCCCCAAAGCCGUGCUGCUCAUCAUAGACGCCCUGACCUUCGAGUUCGCCCACUUCGACACAGCUAAGGCGAGGCCCCGGCCCUACGAGAACAAGCUGGGCUUCCUGCACCAGCUGGCCGGCUCCCAGCCCCGCCAUGCCCGGCUCUACCGCUUCCGAGCCGACCCGCCCACCACCACCAUGCAGCGCAUCAAGGGCAUCACCACCGGCUCCCUGCCCACCUUCAUCGACGUGGGCAGCAACUUCGCCUCCUACGCCAUCGAGGAGGACAACCUGCUCGGCCAGCUGGUGCAGAACGGGAGGAGAGUGGUCUUCAUGGGGGAUGACACCUGGGAUGGGCUCUUCCCCCAGAAGUUCUUCCGCUCGUAUUUCUUCCCUUCGUUUAACGUGAAGGAUCUUCACACGGUGGAUGAUGGGAUCCUGCAGCAUCUCUAUAAGACUGUGGAUGGUGGCGAGUGGGACCUGCUGAUCGCUCAUUUCCUGGGUGUGGAUCAUUGUGGGCACAAGCAUGGACCUGACCAUCCAGAAAUGGCCAAGAAGCUCACCCAGAUGAACGAGAUGCUCAGGUCGCUGGUGGAUCACCUGGGGAACGACACCCUGCUGCUGGUGGCCGGGGACCAUGGAAUGACGGAGACUGGGGACCACGGAGGAGACAGUGAGAAGGAGGUGAACGCGGCGCUCUUCGUGUACAGUAAAACGCCUCUCUUUGGAGCCCACCUUCCUGAGGAGCCGGAAACCAUCCCACAGGUGAACCUGGUGCCCACCUUGGCCCUGCUGCUGGGCGUGCCCAUUCCCUACAGUAACAUCGGGGAGGUGAUGGCUGAGCUGUUCUCGGGGGAUGGCGGCGCUGCUUCGGCAGCACUCAGUCAGCUCUCGGCGUAUCGCGUCAACGCCGGACAGGUGGACCGUUUCCUGCACUCCUACUCGCUGGCUGCCCAGGACCUGCCGGCCGAGCGGCUCCGGCACCUGCGGGAGCUUUUCUCUGCCGCGCUGGAGGAGCACGACCAGCUGCUGGCCCAAGUGCAGGAGGGGCUGCCUGCAUCCCCCGAGCUGGAGGCCAGGCUGGGGCGACUGGUUGGCCGCUUCCAGCGUUACCUGCGGGGGGCCCGGGCCGUGUGCACGGAGUCCUGGGCCCGCUUCCACCCGCUGCGCAUGGUGGCUGGCUGCGCGCUCAUCGCCGCCUCCUGCCUGCUCUGCUGUGUCGCCUCGGAGCUGGCGGCGGCCCUGGACUUCUCCUACCGAAGCCACCUCCUGUACCCGCUUCUCUGGGGCCUGGCGGUGGCGGCUCUGCUGGGGCUGGGCCACCUGCUCACCAAGGAGGGGCUGGACCUCAUUCUGGUGUUGUCGUGGUCGGCUGCCGCCUCCCAGCUGGCCUUCUUCUGGCACUGGUGGGGCCGCCGGCCCCGUCGAGCCCAUUUGGCUGGUGUCCAGCUGCCCGUGGCCAGCGCGGGCCUGUGGCAGAGAUUGCGAGCGUGGCAGGGGCUGGUCCUCCCCAUGGGCAUCCUCUUCAUCCGCUGCUGCGCCAUGUUCUCGGACAGCUUUGUGGUGGCCGAGGCCCGGGUGGCCCCGUUCCUGCUCGCAUCCCUGGCCAUCCUGCUGGUGGGGAAGCUGCACUGGCACGGCCGGCUGACCGCUCCGGAAGCCCCCAAGCAGCCUCCGGGCUUUGCCUUUUACCAGAAGGAGAGCUGGCAGCUUCUGUGCCUCCUGGCUGUGCUCCUGGCCUGCCUGCGCCUCUCAGGCCUUUUCCACCAAUGCCGCGAGGAGAUCCCGCACUGCCAGCCCUCGCCCUUCCUGGCCCCGCUCUCCAGCCUGCAGAGCACUCAGGCCAAGAACCUCUUCUACCUCCUGUGCGUGGCCGCGCUGGCCGGGCUGGUGUACGCUGUGCGGCGCUGGCUGCGGCACUACGGGAACCUGAACAGCUCCAGCCCCCUGGUGCUCUUCGUGCGCUGGGCCUUCCCGCUGGUGGCCGUCUGGAUCGCUUGCUACUGGGCCGUCACCUCGGGGGCGGAGGACACGCUGGGCAAGCUGCAGGAGCUGGUGCAGGUGGCGCUGGUGGGCUUCCCACGGGCCGUCUACGGCCUGGCUUCCCUGGGGCUCCUGCUGGUGCUGUGGACGCCCGUGACGGUGUUCGUGAAGGACAGCCGGGAGCCAGUGGGGCCCAUUGUGACCCCUUAUCAGGGGGCCCCCAGCUCCCAAGCUGACCUCCAGCACGUCAUCCCUCAGAUCUACAGGAGGAUGCAGCAGUCUCUGAAGAGCCAGCUAGACAGGGGUCACCGGAGGGCCACGGUGGCAGCCUACGGGCUGGGGAGCGUGUACUCAGCCGCCCUGGUCAUAGUUCUUACCCUGGUGGGCUUCCUCCUGCUGCUCCUGCACAGUGAGAGGAUGAGCCUCUCCUUCCUGCUCCUCUUCCUGGAGGCCUUUGUGCUGCUGCGGAUCCAUGUCUGUGUCGUGAGCCUCGCCGGGGACGCCGAGCCCUUCAUGGUCCCCUGGUAUGCGGUCACCGCCUGGGUCUUUGCUGCCACCCAGUUCUUCUAUUCCACGGGCCACCAGCCCAUCUUCCCAGCCAUCCACUGGAACGCAGCCUUCGUGGGCUUCCAGCAGGGCCACACCACCCACCUGCUGCCCGCUGUCCUGGUGGGGGCCAACACGUUCGCCUCCCACAUCCUCUUUGCAGUUGGCUGCCCUCUGCUCCUGCUCUGGCCCUUCGUCUGUGAGGCGCCCAACUCCCAGAGGAGGAAGCUGAAGAAGGAACUGCGGGAGGAGCUUCAGGAGGAGGAGGAGCCCAUGAUGGAGAUGAGGCUGCGGGAGUCUCCGGAGAGGUUCUCGGCUGCUCUGUUGCAGCUGGGGCUCAAGUACCUCUUUGUGCUUGGCGUGCAGCUCCUGGCCUGCGUCUGGGCAGCCAUGAUCCUCAGGCGGCAUCUCAUGGUCUGGAAGGUGUUUGCCCCAAAGUUCCUCUUUGAGGCUCUGGGCUUCAUGGUGAGCAGCAUCUGCCUCCUGCUGGGGAUCUUCCUGGUGAUGCGUGUAGACUGCACGGUCAGCGCCUGGUUCGAGCAGCUCCAGCCCAGGUAGCAUCUGAGCAGCCGAGAUGCAGGGAAGCCGACGCGGAGCAUCGUCCCCUGAGGUGACGGCUGCGUCCCUGCCUCGCGAGGCCAGGCGGGACCCGGGAGCCGCCACCAUGGACAGUAGCUGGGGAUUAUCCCCGUCUCCCUGCUGAGCGCUACAGGGCAGGGCCGGCUGAUCUCUGGCCUCACUCACUGUGUCAUUGAACUCUGAGCUGAACUUCAUUGCCUCCCGCCGGGUGGGUUUGGAGCCCAGGCCAGGCACGCUGGGCAGCAGCGAAGGGCCUGUUGGGGGAGGGGACGAAAGCACAAAGCCUCAAGUGCCCUCCUGUAGCUGGAUGAGGGAGGGGGUCUUACUGCCGUUUCCUUGACAUCUCUUCUCACUGGGCAGAACGCACCGCAGGCCACUGCAGGGCUGUGUGCAGCCUUGGUGUUUGCUACCUCACCUGGGGCAGAGAGGGGGCCUCAUCUAUUGAGGAGCUCCUGGGGUGUGUGGGCACCAGGGGAGUGACCUCCCUGUUCUCUGUCUGCCUGUGCAUCUGCCUCCUCCCGGGCCCUGGCUCCCAAAGAGGGGAGUCUGGGCAGCGCACGUCCCUGGGCUCGGGCAGCAGCAGCUUCUCAGAGGAGGAACUGUCUGCUGCUGUGUGAUGGGGAUACCCCCUGCCUCACUGAUCCUGGUCUUCCUCAGGGCUGCGCAUGUGAGUGCCGCACCCUGAAGUGUGUGUGCGUGACUGUGUGAGAAAGUGUGUGUGUGUGUGAGACAGAGAGAGAGACUGGCCAGAGAAGCCUGCACAGCAUGGUGCUUUCAGAUGGUACCUGGGGCUGGGUUAGCAACAGUCUGUAGAAAGACUGUUUGAAACUGCUGGGGAAGGAGACAGCAAGGAGGGAGGGAGCUGUACCCAGGAAUAAAAUCCUCUCUGAGCCAGGGCUUCAGCCUUUUUUGGUAUCCAAACAGAGACCUCAGCUGUAGCAGCCAGGGCCCCCCGUCUCCUGUUCUGGUGCAUGCCCUUGAAGCUGCUCUGGAGCUCUGGCUGCUCCCAACCCCAACCUUGUGAUUGAGUGACCCAAGCAGCGUGGCUGGUUAGUGAGCACAGCUGAACGACAGCCAGGUAGUGACAGGGCCUAGUAACGAGGCUCCUUGUUAAAGGAGGAAGGGAGAGCCAAGAACUGCAGGCCUAGCCACUGGCAUGUGCUCAUCGGUGGCCAGAGACCAGUGCUCCAAAGCUUUUGGGAGCAGAUAACACCCCUGCAGGACUGACAGCUUAGCCCCUCAGACACACUGAGGCACCACCUGGAGUCCAGGCUGGGCCACAUCUCACAAGCUUGGCAGGGAGGGGCCUGGCCAUGUGUCUGGAAGAUCUGUAAGAAAACCCCAAGUGCUGCAGGUGAUGGUGGUCAUGAUUCAGAGCAUGGUGCUUUUCGCAGUACUGACCUGGGUGCUCCAGCCUUGGGUGAUGUCUCAAAGGAGCUGUCCCAACCUCACUACUCCUAUUUAUGAUCAUGAGAUUGUAUCCCUUCUCUGCAGGGGUUGGGGGGUUAACCAUGGAGCUGGCUAAAUUCCAGUGGGGACGGUCCCAUUCUGUCUCCCUAAAUUCCCCCUGCAGUUAGGGAGUUCUUCACUUCCUGCCCUAAGCCAUUGUGGCAUUACUUGGUGCUAUUAAACCCUGCUGUCCACCCCUGGGUGGGUGAA